Nematocida homosporus is the source of this 840-nucleotide messenger RNA. RefSeq lists its product as uncharacterized. The transcript has a single exon. The record is from RefSeq and is a predicted model, not a curated record. NCBI's taxonomy places the organism in Eukaryota, Fungi, Microsporidia. The coding region runs from base 1 to 840 and encodes 279 amino acids.
AUGAACAAAUUACAUAAAGAUAUAGAUAAUUCUUCAACCGAAGAACAACCUUCUAGUUUAUUGGAUAUUGCCAGGCCAAGAGAGAACAUACGCAUAAUCCCAGAUGUGGUUGUCCUAAUAGAAACAGAAUAUUAUCCUAGAUACCAUUACUACACGAACAAUAACCCUAUCUACACUAUUAGUGACUCGCCAAUGGAAGAGUACGUUAAAAUCAGCAAUAUACAAGACUGGAAACUUAGACAGGCUUUGCCAUUAAGACUAGCAACUGUUUUUAACUACCUGGUUCUUGAAUUCUCUAACGAUAUGUUUAAAAGAGCAUUGAACCGCACAUUUCCCUUGAUAGAGAACACGAUAUGGGGGUUGCUGUUGGCUUUGGGCAUUUUGAUACCACUUUUAAUCCUUAAUAUACUAAUCAUAGUCUGGGGCAUCAAGGCUUACUUGGCUCGUUACCGGUUGAACCGCAAAGCAGGGUUUUCUUGGCCUAUGUGGCAGGCUAUUUGGUAUUAUAUCAGACGGUUCAUCAAAUGUUUCAUCGCCGACUGUGUUACUGUGGCCAUUAUUUCUCGAAUAGAUACUUAUUCUUAUUUGAAUUACACGCUUUUUGCUUCUUUGAUCGGCUUACUUAUCGUUGCAAUGACAGGCUACCGUAUUUUGUGUCUUGACAGGGAUAAGAAAGAGGAUGCUCUAGCCCAUAAAUUAACCACACACCGCACAGCAGGGUACCGUAUUAACAGCCGCAUAUACUGGAUCAAUGUCAUCCAUGGUGGUGUGAUUGCUCUUUUUGGCGUAUCUAGUCUAUGCGUGCAUUGGACAACAAGUAGUGAGCAACCGGGACAAUGA